Serinus canaria (Common canary) is the source of this 988-nucleotide messenger RNA. Its product is annotated as fibronectin type III domain-containing protein 9-like. The coding region runs from base 317 to 988 and encodes 223 amino acids. The record is from RefSeq and is a predicted model, not a curated record. The transcript has a single exon. Gene Ontology annotation, molecular function: protein binding. Lineage: Eukaryota; Metazoa; Chordata; Aves; Passeriformes; Fringillidae.
CUCAAGACAGAACUGGUCACUUGUACAGGCAGCAGCUCUGGUUGAACUUCUCUAAGUUUAUCUUUACACUUUCACUUGGAAGAGAAAAACACAUUCUAAAACACCCCAGAUUUUAUGAACUUUCAUUCCCAUUUUUACACUGCAGUACCAAAGAUGAGAGCAUACUUUCUUAACAAACUCCAUUCCUACAUUCCAGAGCACUGCGAUUAAGAUCCAAACCACAUCCUCACUGCUGCAGCUUCUCCAAAGAACAUCCUCCCUUUCCACAGGGAGAUCAGCAUCAAGAGAGGCAAAAAGCCUCCCAAAUAACAUCCUGAUGGGAAUAACCAUCCAAAACAUCACAGGAAACACAGCAAUGGUGAUUUGGCCAAAAAUGGCCAGUUGUGUCGACAGCUUUUACAGCAUCAUGUACCACCCUAACUGGAACAGCAUGCUGUCCAGCUACUCCAGAAAGAGCUUCCAGAGGGAAGAGAGGGUGCCCACCACUCGCUCCUCCUUUGUUGUUGAAAACCUGACUCCCCUCACGACGUACAUCAUGUGUGUGACCUGCCAGUCCGCAAACCCCUCCAGCGACCAGUGCAGGGUUUUCAACACGCUGGAGCGAGACCCGGCAUCGGCGAGCAGCACCAAGAAAGAGCUGGCUCUGGGCAUCUGGCUCACCAGCAGCGUGCUGCUGCUCAUCAUUGCUGCCGUGCUGCUCUACGGCUGCCUGCACCUGCUGUGCCGCAGGAGACACCAGCGCCUGCAGGAGCGGAGCAGGAGCUCCAAGCGGGAGCCUGAGGAGCCAUGGACCAAAAGCACGGCGCACGCCUCGGAUGAGUUCAGCAGGCAGAGCCAGCACACAUGGGACGCUGAGGAGAAGCACCCAGGUGGCAUCCAGCUGGCCACAAUCAUAGAGAAUCCCUCAGUGUGCAAAGAGCCCAUGGUGACAUCUUCUAAAAGUCAGGAACGAGUCCCAGUAACAGGACAGUGCUCUGCUAUAAAUUAG